CAUUAUGGAUGUCUGAGAUUCGCGGUAGAGAGAAAUACAAACUAUUUUGGACGUAAUUUUUCCUAGUUCCAGAUAGUGUCUCCCAACAAUAUUUGUGUGCCGAGGACUUUGUGUAGUUGGCUAAACGUACCACCGAUUUAAAUUUCUGUUCUCCCCCUGGGAUAGCGGAUAAGUACCCAGUGUUUUUGACGACCACUUCGGAGAUAGAAAUCCCUGUACAUUGGACUACACAAGUGUAGGCUGGGUGCAGACCAAAACAAACACAUCGGAAUCGAUUCCGGUCCUCUAAUUCCAUAGUGCGAUGACUCCCUUGCCGGGGGUGAUCUGCGCUAAGGUUACCCCCUAUGCUGCUCUUCACUGGAGAAACGCUCGACCGACAAGAUGAGCAUAAUACUCCAUGUUGGCUCUGAGAAGUUCAGCACGCACCCGAUGCCUGCUGGAACAGUUGUGGAUCAACCUGAAUCCCCCAAGGUGCUACCUGAGGAGACCCGCUCUCAUCAACCUCAACAGACCUACCCUGGUUGCUAUGGACUACCAUACCAGGACCAUAAUUAUGGCGCACCUCCGCCACCAACCCCACCACAGUCGCCACCGCCAACCCAAGCAGUCGCACGUGUGCCAACGCCGACUCUAAACCACAUCAAUGGAUCCGUGCUCGAUGUGGAAGAUGGCGAACCUGAGGUCGGGAAGGAGAAAGCGCUCGAGUCGAUAACGGAUACGAUAAAUGAGGUUCUGAACUCGGUGAAUAUUGUCGAGCCGUCUGAGCCGGCCGUGAGUCACACGAUCGAGGAAAUCAGCGCCGAUGACGAUAGCGUCACGCGAUGUAUCUGUGAAUAUUCUCAUGAUGAUGGUUAUAUGAUUUGUUGUGAUAAAUGCAGUGUGUGGCAACAUAUUGACUGUAUGGGCAUUGAUAGGAAUGCCAUCCCUGAUACGUACUACUGUGAAAGAUGUGAACCCAGGCCCGUGGAUGCCGACAAGGCUAGGGAUAUACAGUCACGGAAAAGAGAAUUCUUGUCGGACACAAGUAGCAGUAGCGAGACGGAGAUCGUGACUCGAUACUUGGACACGUCUUCUGGUCUGAACAUCAUCAAGAAAAACGGCAAGAAGUUCCGUAAGAAGAGGAAGGAGAAGGAGAAUGAUAAGCUGCCAAAGGAUGAUGGGGAGUCGGUUAGUGAGCUCCCCCAGGUCAUCAUCAAACCAUUACUUGGACAGAAGAAGAAGAAGUACAAGAAGUUCAAGAAGAAUAAACUCAAGAAUGAGAAUGGCGUCAGCUUGGAUAAGUUGGAGAAGGUUAAGAAGAAAUUGUUAAAGAAGCAGAAAGAGAACGAACAGCACAUUAAGAAGUUAAAGGGGUCAAAACUCAAAGCCAAGAAACUGAAGAUUUCUCGUUUGAAUGAUUAUCAGCCGUCUGCCAAUCUGGUGGCGACACCUUUGAACCACAAUGAGGAUGCCAACCCGGCAUGGGACCGCAUGGACACCGACGCGUGUAAAUAUGUGGAGGCGUUGACCAACAUGUAUACGGCAGACAUCAUGGAGGUCAUCGCCAGUCGGAAGGUCAAUGGGACACAUCCUGAUUCUGUCGAAUUCCGACAGCAGAAAGACCAGCUGCUGUCUCGGCUUGGUUACGUUACACAGGUGCGCUCCGCAACGAGUAUUUAUAGGAAGGGUCUGAAGGCGGCUGAAGACUUGACCCUCAACCAAGCGGUCGUCGAAUACAGAGGCAUGUUCAUGCUGAGACAACAGUUCGAUAAGGAGAAGUUUUUCUGGCAAAAGGGCAUGCCUUUUGUAUUGUUCUACGGCAAAUUGGAUGGACUCGACAUCUGUGUUGAUGCCAGCACAUUUGGAAAUGAAGCCCGGUUUGUGCGGAGAUCCUGUACUCCUAAUGCUGAGGUGCGCCACUUUUUAGAGAACGGCAAACUCCAUUUGCUCAUCUUCUCGCUGAAGGAGAUCACCAAAGGUGCUGAAAUAACCAUUCCGUUUGAUUUCAACUAUCAGGAGUGUAACUACAACGUUGAGUGUGCUUGCUCAAGAAACAACUGUCCUGUUCACAAAUUCUUCAAGAAGUUAGAGUCUAAGAAAGAGAACAACAAACUGAAUAAUGUCAUUGUAAAGCCAUUGAAGAAAAAGAAAUCCAAAUCGUUAGACCACAUUGUUUCUGAUCGCAGUGAAGCAUCUUGUCAGAGUAACAUCCAUGUCGCGAGUGAAGAGAGCAGUGCUGCGGGUCCAGCACAUCUUGGGAAGAGGAAGAGAGUGACGCCGCUGCAGCAGUCAACCAACACAAAUAACAUCAAUACUGUAGAGGAAGUAGCACAAACGACACCAAAACAGCAGCCACCACCACCACCGCCAGCCCCACCACCACCGAAUCACGAUGAGAAUUCCAACAUUGAGAUCGAGGUGGAUGGUCCAUCUGCCUCCCCUGAAGCUGAAGUUGAUCAUGAGGGUGACCACGAGGCUGAUCAUGAAGCCCAUCCGUCUGAGGAUGAGGGGACCAGCCAUGAUAGUAAGAAGAAGACGCGAGAGGAGCGUAAAAUGGAAGCCAUAAUGAAAGCAUUUGAGAAAUUGGAGAAGCGUGAAGAGCGAAGAAAAGAGGCCCUGGCUCGGCUCGACCAUGGACAAGUCAGGAAGGAUGGCAAAAGGGGCGACGACUCUGAUGAUGAUGACUGCAAGGAAGACGUUAAGAUGGUCGCUCCGAAAAGCGGCAAGGAACAUAAGGAAAAAGUCGCUGAGGAGGUCAAGGUGAAGGUCGAGAGAGAAGAGGUGAAGGAGUCGCCGGUCAAGGUCAAGAUUGAAGAGCCGCCACCGCCUCCACCAGAGGUCAAGGUCAAAGAGGAGGUGGAGAGGCCCAGGUUGGAGAAGCCGAAGCACAAGGGGAAGAAGGGCAAGAAGAGUACCCUGACGCCGGCCAGACGGCGAAGCCGUGUGAGCAGCCUCUGUUCCUCCGUCUCGGAGAACGUGGUCUCACCGGAUGAGUCGAGUAACUCAACAAUCACCAGUACUCCAUGUACCCCACUGCCAUCAGAUCCAACAAUCAACCCAUUUGGCCAAGCUUUCAAGUUCCCAAAGACAAAAAAGCAUCUUAUGAACGAGUGGCUGACAGAGAAGGGCCAGGAUGUGAACAAACCUCUCAGCAUAAAAACAGAUCUUGAAGUGCCAAAAGACGAGACGAUGUUUGUGAAGUAUUUACCGAGUCCUCACAGUAAUCUCAGUCACAUGCGACGAAACAGUACGAACACCACCCCGGUGGCCUCGGCGACCGUCACCACCAAGACGAGCUCGCUGGGCCAGAGUAUGGGGUCGGCGAAGAAACGCUGGCUGCGGCAGGCCAUGUUUGAGACGGAUUCAGAUACGUCAUCUUCGAUUCCUAAUGGUGGAAGUCUGAGCCCGAAUUGCACCAUCCCGAGUCCAUCACAGUCGCCUGUCAUUGACUUUGUAACUCCGCUAAAGAAGCGUCGCCUGGCGUGGCGCGAGUCGCAAGAUGGCGCGUUCCCUCCAACUCCGUCCACCCCGUCGUCAGAUUUCGCGCCUCCGCUCGACACGCCGUCAUCCAUUAUCAAUCGAUCAAUGAGCCUUGAUGAAUCUAAGCUUCGCAAUGGGUUCAGCAGAGUCGCCUUUUCACCUAUGACUCCAGUCACACCUGGCGUCAAUCUGUUCGAAAAAAUUGGUGCAUUAUCAAGUAACACGGAUAUGCCGGGUUAUAAUAAACAGGAAUCGAUGGAGAGUGACGUUUCAGAAUCUUUAUUGAGCCCACAUCGGGAGAGGCGACUUACGGGAGAAAGUGACUCUGAUAGCUUGUUGCAGCCGGAUGUUAUGCCGCAAGAUUCUGUUAAUAGUUGUGUGAAUUCGGCGUCGUGUGCGGGAUUGGACAAUAUGGCGAGUGACGUGGCAAUGGCUGAGGCAGAGCCAAGCCCGUCGGGCAGUGUAGAUACAGUGACGAUGAGAGUAAACGAUGUGUUAGUUAGUAAUUUAUCGAUGACGGGAUGUGCAAAUAUGGAGGCAGAGAAAGAGAAGAUGGAGGAAUGUGAUACCAGCGGAGGAUUGGAGGAUAGUGCGUUGAAGCGGAGGAGCUUGGAGGUGGUUGCGGAGUCACAGGGUGCUGAAGUCGAUACAGACAAUUCUAGAGUUGAAGCCAGUGGCUCUUCCAAACAUUUGAAUAAUGAUUUUCCUUCAGUGGUGGAUUCGACGCCAAGCGAGCCUAGCGUACAAAAUGUGCUUGUUGAUUCUCAAGGGGAGCUUUCGAAUUGUGAUGCGGACACUAAGUGUGAGAGCUCGGUUGAACCGAUGGAAGUUUGCAGUGCUAGUGUUUCCUUGGUGACCAAUAGCGAUGAGAAAAUCAGUGGGAAUGCUGAUUCGACCGACAAUCGGGUUGGUUUGUCUCGACCUGAACGGGUGGCGACGUCAGAACAGACUGUUUCUUGUAGCAAUGGUGGGUCAAACAAGAAUAGUUCUGAGAGUGUUGGAGGGAUGGAUUCGACGGAGCCGACACCUGGUGUGUCUGGUGUGAUUACCAGGAAGAAAGAGGACGAUAGUGUUUCGAGCAGUGGCUCAACUCUUGAGGAGGGGGAGAUCUGUGACAGUGACGAAGAACACCAUAAUGAGGUGAUAGUGAGUGAUUCAUCGCAGGUACCGGAAUCGCAAGGCUUCGAGUAUGAAGUGAGUGAAUCUGAUGCUCGUGACGUCAGAACGGACAAUGUCGUGGACACGUCCACACACCAGGACACUGCCAGUACGACCAAUCCUGAUCAAUCGCAACAGGAUCAGCCGAAUCAUUCUCUCCAAGCUGAUUCGACGUCGGGGAUACCUGAUCAUAAAGACAAUGAUGCCACGAAUAACAUCACGUCGAGUACGGUAUCUGAUUCUGACGGAGCGGUAGAACUCAAUUCUCAAGUAUCGACCACGGAUAAUAUGGACAAUUCAGUGGUUGACACUGCCAGCUCGUCGCAAAUGGCGUCGAGCUCGACCUGUUUCAUUUCAUCAUCCCAUGCGUCAUCGUUGUCUACGACGACGAUGAGUGCGGAUAGUUCGCCGAGUAAUAGCAACAUUGGUUCAUCGUAUUCACCUCUGGCCGGGUCGCAACUCACAACGAGACCAACAGGUGUCGCCUCAUCUACUCAUUCUCCGAUACGGUCGAUGUUUGAUCAGCCGUCGUCGACGUCGGGGCCUUCACCACCUGGCAGUGCAUCUGCAGCAUCUCAUAGUCCGAUUCAGCAACAGAAAAAAAAGGUGUCUUUAUUGGAAUAUCGUAAACGCAUGAAGGAGAAGAGUACUGGUAGCUCAUGCAAUAGCGCCAGCUCGACACCUACCAAGACUCCGACGUCAAUCUCGUUUGGCUCACCAAGGGUCACCACACCCACGGUCAGCCUGGCCCCACUCCCCCUCUUUGAGUCGUCCAGUCCUGGCGACGUGGAGCGGUCACCAUUUAGAGACCCAGCAGAUGCCAAAUGGAGCCAGCCAACCUCAGUGGAGCGUGUACGAGAGCAGAGCCUGGCGGAGAGGUUGAAGCGCGAAUUUGGAGUUGAUGCUGACGACGACGAUGAUGAGAAGAAAAGUGAGUGUCAAGCGAGGCGGAGACUCCCGACCACACCCCCACCCCCACCACCACCGAGCAGCCUCAGUAGCCUAUCCCGUGGGUCACUCUCAGCAGUGGUGCCACACGGUGUGAAACUGCCGUUAACAGAUGAAUCACCGAGCACAAGCAAUGCUGAGCUCUUGAAGGCCGUCAAUCCAGAAAUCCUCAAGGCUGUCGCUGCUGUCUUCAAGGGCGCCCAGAUCUCAAACAAACCAAGGCCGUCUCUCGGCUUGCCUCCCGGUCCCCAGCCGGUUCCUCCCACGUCGCUGGCCCAGGCGAUCGCAGGGGCCAACGGUACCCGGUCACCCGCACAAGCCAAGCUACCAUCGCUCAUGUCAAUGCAGACGUUUACCCAAGGCGCACAGGCUCAACCGCAGUUCAACAACUUCCAAACCAACGGAGGCCCAGUUCCUAACCAGCCGUUCCCACAGACACCCCCAAUUCACCAGCCACAAUCGUUCAACCAGAACCUAGGUCCUUUCUCUGCCGGACCAGCCCAGGCCCCCGGGGCUGCGUCAUCAUUCUCACCUGCCACUCCACCAGUCAAGUACCCAACCCAGGCACCGUCAUUCAACCAGAACCAAGCAUUCAACGGACAGCAGAACGCCUCAUUUCCGCCAGCUUCGUCUACGACACAACCAGGACAGGACCAAGGAUUUCAGGGUCAAACUUUCCAACCUAACUUCCCACAGGGACAGUUUGGGCCGAAUAACUUCAACCAGCAGCAGCAGUUCGGGCCAAAUUCGGGCCAGUUUGGAGCACCGCCUCAAAAUGGACAAAUGGUGCCUCCGACAAGUAGUUCUGGCCCGCCGCAGGGCUGGCAGAGUUAUAAUAACUUUAAUAAUCAGUCGCAAGUACCACCACCACCACCUCCCCAGAAGAACUCGUCAGGAUACACGAAACAAAAAUAUCGUAAAAAUAGCGGUGGGUUUUCGCGUGAUCGGUCUCACCACGGUCAUCGCGACUGAAGCGUCAUUGUAAAUAUUCUCAUUGUACAUAAUACCAGUUGGUAGAUAUUUCAUCGUCAUUGCAUUUUGUCAUGCAACGGUAAAGAGGAAAAGAUUGUAUGGUUAAAGGACUGGGUCCUUAUUUGAUAACUCCCGUCAAGGGCUUGGCUUGGAUAUGUUGGAAGGGUGAGAAACUAUUUCAAGAAAACUGUAUGAAAUCAUAGAAGACCUGAAACAUGUGAACUUCUGUGAGGGAUUCUGACAGCCUUUUCUGUGGCGUCACUCUGCUUGAAGGUUUUUGGGGGCAUACAUUACUAAAAUGUUCUGAUAAGUGUUACUGGUCUUUCGUCUAGCUUCCAGGCAGAUAAGUCAUGUCGACUAAACGUCGUGCAGAGCCUGGCUGUAAAUAUGGCCUGGGCAGUUUGUUACACUUGAAAGAAAGCCAACAAUUUCAUCACUUGACUUUUUAAGUGGGACACGUUUCACCUCUAAAAACUGAUCUAAGUCAGUUCUGGAAUAGACAGAUGAUGAAACAGGAAUUUUGUUUGUCAAAUAUGAUUUCGAGUUUCACCUAUGACGAACUUCCUUCUUUGUUGUACAUAUAAAGUUUGAUAAUGUCCCUGGUUGUCGCGAUUUCACCAAAGCUUCCAUCAUGUAGCAAGUUAAUUCCUGUAGUAAUCAUCCUGGAUUCUCAGUAACUCUUUCCUCGAGGAAGAGGACCUCUAAAACAUAGAUAAAACAGAAGAAAAGCUGAGGAUCGCAUAUUGAUAAAUGGUUCGAGGUUUUGGACGGUUGGCGUUGCUGUUCGUUGACGAGAAUGUUUAGUGUUGUACUCAUCAUUUAGUUGAAAUUUACCAUUUUUCUACGCAUUUGUUCAAGAGAUAUUCUUUAGUCGAGUUGAAUAAGGGUGUCUACCGCGCAUGUGUCAGUAUGUCAUUGGCAUCAUCAUUACUGUAAACAUGCUAACUUUGCCACCUCUUGAAAUAGCCUCCACUAGACGGAUCCAGAUAUUUAAAGGGGUGGCAAAGUUCUCGCCAUGAGCUUGGUUUACCUUGACACCCCAGUUUCCCUAAAUAGACCCCUCCAGUUAAUGUACUAGGAGAGUCUAUUAUGGAAAUUAGGGUUGUAAAAGUUGGUCUGGCAGUUGGCAAAUGGAAAUUGAAGCUUCAUUUUGAAGUUGUCUUGGGAAGAAUGUUUUGCAGACACUAGAUAGAUUUGGAUAAAAAAACAUUUUUCUUUGUGUCUUUGAUUGGGUAACGUUUCGAUCUUAAACAAAUUAUUCGAGGUGUGUCCAAUCCAGAUCUAUAUGCUCAGUAGUGCCGUGCUUUUUGCGACACAUGAUGUUUUAGAUUCAUCUUUUGUACAGUGAAGUGUCGCAGUAUUGUGAAAUAGUUAAAAGACAAAUAGCUGGAAUAGAUUAGUGUACAGACGGUAGUUCGUUUUGUAUUAAUUGGCAUUGUAUCAUUGAAUGCCACUUUCUCUUUUUUGAGUGCGACGUGUCUGUGGAAUUCGUUUCAAAUCCGGGAGGUCACAGAGUUCAGGAACUCUCCGAAUGUUUACAUCAGUUGGAAGUAAGUCAUGACCCUCUCUAUUAAGGACACCCUUGUACUGAUAAAUGCUGUCCCUAAUAUGGAAGUGUCUUGAUCACUAAGGUCAAUUUGCGUAAAAACUACCAAUUUGGGACCAGCGUAUGUCCCUAGUGGGAGGUUGUCCUGUAAAGAGAGGUUCCACUGUACAUGUAAUGGAUUGAGUCAAUUGUAAAAGGUCAGGACAGCACCUAACCAGUUUUACAGUAAGAAAAAAGCAAAACUUAAAGUGAAGCAUGGGAGUGCUUUCAUUUUGAAGUGUUGUUGAAUUCACAGUGUUCCUGAAUUCUGAGUGUUCCGGGGCUGAUUUUCAGUUGUGCAUUGAGCGCUGCAUAGAUAUGAUAACUAGCAUAGCUAGGCUCAUGUGCCAAUUGGUCUUAGAUUAUGCUCGAGUCUUUAUUUUUUCAUAACCGCUGUAAAUACAUGACUUACUUAUGCUGUACAAAAGCGAGUACUUUUAGAAAUAAUACAUUUUGUGUAAAAUAAAACUAUU
Lineus longissimus is the source of this 8595-nucleotide messenger RNA. Its product is annotated as inactive histone-lysine N-methyltransferase 2E-like. The record is from RefSeq and is a predicted model, not a curated record. Gene Ontology annotation, cellular component: Rpd3L-Expanded complex; Set3 complex. Gene Ontology annotation, biological process: regulation of DNA-templated transcription. Lineage: Eukaryota; Metazoa; Nemertea; Pilidiophora; Heteronemertea; Lineidae. The coding region runs from base 382 to 6537 and encodes 2051 amino acids. The transcript is spliced from 24 exons.